Messenger RNA from Megalobrama amblycephala (Wuchang bream), 540 nucleotides. RefSeq names its product THAP domain-containing protein 10-like. NCBI's taxonomy places the organism in Eukaryota, Metazoa, Chordata, Actinopteri, Cypriniformes, Xenocyprididae. The record is from RefSeq and is a predicted model, not a curated record. Gene Ontology annotation, molecular function: sequence-specific DNA binding. The transcript has 3 exons. The coding region runs from base 1 to 540 and encodes 179 amino acids.
AUGGUAAAUUAUUGUGUUUGUGGGGGUUGCACAAACUCCAACCUGUCAGGACAUCGAGUCCACAGGUUUCCAAACAAGAAAAAAGACGGUGCUAUCUUCCGUGCCUGGGUGCGUUUUGUGCAGGUGAAGAGACGGGAUUUCACUUCUGCCUCUGCCUCAAAAAACGCGGUGGUGUGUAGCAUUCAUUUUACACCGGAGGAUUAUAAUCCCGGUGAUAUGAUGGAGGUCAACAUGGGAUACCGAAGCAAGAACCAAGUGAGACUCAUAGCUGGUGCGGUUCCUUCGGUGCACGCAGCAUCUUCAUCGGCCGCCGGCGGGAUCCGUCACGGAUCCGUCAGAGAUGCAGCUCGACGAAAACGUGAACUGUGCACCGAUUUGGGAGACAUUGCAAGCAAUGAAAGGGAAGCUGCUUCUUCAGCCAGUGCUACAGUGUUUGAUGACCCAGAGCAAGAGGCUUUCCCCUCACUAGCUCCUCAAUCAUCUGUGCUUCACUUUGGCUCACAGUGUAACCUUAGACCUUCACAUCGUUCAUCAGUAUGA